Molecule: messenger RNA, 1137 nt
Organism: Pseudomyrmex gracilis
Lineage: Eukaryota; Metazoa; Arthropoda; Insecta; Hymenoptera; Formicidae
Exons: 2
Coding region: 23-1045 (340 amino acids)
Source: RefSeq, a predicted model, not a curated record
CUUAGAGUUUAUUGGCAUUGGAAUGGUGUCACAAUUCAGAUUGGAGUCAAUGCACUUGGUGUAUGAAGGAAUGUUCAAGAGAUUUCUGGAAGCUCAAAUAUCUUGGGAUGGACCAUUAAAACUUAAUGCAGCUACAAUGAGACAAAUAUCAGCUAUCCUCUUAGAAAUGAAACUCACAUGUCCAGUUGAUUUUAAUAGGAAACCUCAAGUUCUUGAGAAAUGGCACAAAUAUAAAGCCACUGAGUUUCGACGGCUUCUUCUUUAUGAUGGAAUGGUUGUAUUCAAAAAUAAUUUGCAUCCUAGCAUUUAUCUACAGUUUCUUCUCUUGCAGUGUGCUAUUUAUAUACUGGCCAGCAAAUAUCUUUUGUCUAUAUUUUGUGAUGAGGCUGAGGUUUUUCUUGACAGACUUGUAGAUCAUUGUGUUGAAGUAUUUGGAGAGCACUUUGUAUCUUAUAAUGUUCAUAGUCUAAAACAUUUAGCUAAUGAGUGUAGAAGUCAUGGGCCUUUAGACUCUUUCAGUGCAUUUCCAUAUGAGAAUUUUUUGAAAGAUAUCAAGAACACAUUGCGAUCUGGUUACCAGCCUUUACAUCAACUUGCCAAGAGAGACUCUGAAAGAAUAGAGAAAAAAGAAGUGGUCAUGGAAAACCAAGACAAUACAGUUGAACUAUUUCAUGCUCAUUAUGAUCCAUUUGAAAAAGUACUCGGUGAGCAGUACAAAAAAAUAUGUAUUAACAAAGUUGUGUUGAAAAUUGGACAGAAAGAUUCGUGUUUCAUGACAAAUAAAGGUGUUGUUGUUGUUCUGGAAAAUAUUGUUCAGAGAGACAAAAACAGUAUUGUCCUCACUGGAAAAAAGUUUAAUAAUCAAGAUGAUUUUUAUACUUUCCCACUUAAGUCAUCAUGCCUUGGAAUAUUUAAAGUAUGGAAUAAAAACGAUCUGCGAGAAAAUUUUCAAGUGGAAAAUAUUUUUGCAAAAUGUUGGCUAAUGCGACAUGAUAACAUUUUUGUUGCUGUUCCACUUGUGCAUACGACUCCCCUCCUUCACUAAUUUGUUGUGUUAAAGUUCCUGAGUGAAGAUCCUGAUGAACCUGAGGAUGAGAUUUAUGAAGUAGCAUACAGUGGAUGGCUUCAGCAGGAAGC